This is a messenger RNA of Penicillium antarcticum, 1074 nucleotides long. RefSeq names its product proteasome inhibitor PI31 family protein. NCBI's taxonomy places the organism in Eukaryota, Fungi, Ascomycota, Eurotiomycetes, Eurotiales, Aspergillaceae. The record is from RefSeq and is a predicted model, not a curated record. Gene Ontology annotation, biological process: proteasome-mediated ubiquitin-dependent protein catabolic process. The coding region runs from base 1 to 1074 and encodes 357 amino acids. The transcript has 2 exons. Gene Ontology annotation, molecular function: proteasome binding; endopeptidase inhibitor activity.
AUGGUGACCCCAGAAGUUCUUGGCCAAGAUCAUGUCCUAGGUCUUGCCGCGAAAGCUAUGCAGUCUGCAGGCGAUAGCCAGCCGAGCCUCAAAACAUCAUAUGAAGCUGUCGCUUUAAUCGGACAUGCAUCCAUGACAGCAGUGGGUUUUAGGCUGGUAGGUCUUGGAGAAGACCAUCACUUAGAAACAUCCACUGAAACAUCCUCCCUCCCCACGCAAUGGAACGCUAACGAUACCCUUGCCUUUCGAUACAAGCAUGAUCAGUCAUCCAUUGAAUACCUGCUCAAAGUGAGCCGACUGGGAAACAAUGCCGUUAUCUACGCGCUAGCCUUGGGCGAUGACCGUACCAGCUCAUUCGAUAUCCCCACCAAAGACUUCAUCUCCCCAUCUGCCCUCCCCCUAUCAUCCUCAGACAACGUCGCAGGCUCUCUACGGGAUGUAUUUAUUUCACCAGCUCGCCUGAGCGAUUUGAUCGGAUUGUUCAAAAUCAACGUUAUCCAAAAACUUGCGCCCGGAUUGCACAAAGAAGGCUACGAAGAGACACCCCAGGUUUCCAGAGAAAGACCACAGGAAGGAAGAGCCCGAGAUCCUCUGCGGGAUGGUUUUCCUCAACCUGCUCGUCCACACCCGUUCGAUGACCCUCUCUCGGCAGCUCCGCGCCGUCCCAACCCUGUGCCAGACUUUGCCCCGCCUGGGUUUGAAGAUGAAUUUGAGAUGAACAGGCCCCCAGGAAGAUACCCAGCAGGACUUGGUGGAGGCAGGAACCCGUACAAUAUUGGAGAAAGAGAUCUUUACCCGCCUGGACUAGGACCCAAUGAUCCGUUGCGCGGAAGUACGAGCCCUGGCUUUGGCCCCGGUGGCGGGGGGAUGCAUCCCACCUUUGAUGACCCCCUCUUCGGUGGGGGUGGUGGUGUAGGUGGCUAUGAUCCCCGUGUACCACCUGGUGCUAGAUAUGAUCCUGUAGGACCAGGUGAGCCACCUGUUGGCCGUAACCCAGGGCCAUUCGGUAGUCGUGGACGAGGUGGGGGAGGCUUUGGAGGAUUCGGCAGUGGGUUCGGAGGCGACAUCAUCUAA